Lethenteron reissneri (Far Eastern brook lamprey) is the source of this 7100-nucleotide messenger RNA. RefSeq lists its product as uncharacterized. Lineage: Eukaryota; Metazoa; Chordata; Hyperoartia; Petromyzontiformes; Petromyzontidae. The record is from RefSeq and is a predicted model, not a curated record.
UUAAUAAUAUUUGAUGAUAUUUUUAUAUAUUAUCUUUUUACUUGUUUUUUUUAAUGAAUGAAACACACCAAAGCGCAGCAAACUGCAAAACACCAGGUGUUGUUAAGUAAUGAACUGGAGGAGGGCUAGGAUGGCAGAAUUUGCAACCUUGCGUCAAGGAAAGAUAAGGCCUGAUGAACGGGCACAUGUCACCCGUGCAGGCGGCAGAGACAGUGGGAGUGUCAGCCAGACAUAGUUAAGGCAAAAAGCCCAACCAUCCUGCAUGGUUUUAAAGUAACGUCAAAAUUCGAAAUUCAACAACAGAGUAGGCUAAAGUAUCGAUCCUCGCGCUCGCUCAAAUUGGAGACCAGGCUGCGAGCUACAUCAAUGAACCAUUGCCCAUUUGCUAAUCCAAUACUGAAUGUUAAUAUUACUGAAGUCAAAACGAAUUCUAUGACCUCAGCACAUGGGCAAAUAAUAGGGCAGUGUCGACUCAAAGGCAAUGGAAGAAAACAGAGGCGCCUUUGUCUAAAUCACAACCACAGAAAGCCAGGAAUCAUCACUGAUUGUGUGUUUAGGGAUUCCGAGCUAGUUGGAACACGUGCACACAGGGGGGAGGUAGAAGUACGCCUUGUCCUCCUGCAGCUGAGGGAGCAAAGAUAAACCCAAGAAGGCCAAGAAAUUAAAUUAAGUGGGUCAGCUCAAGGCUGUGUGCACAGGGGAGGGAGCUGAUUUAAACAACCCUGCACGUCUGAACGUGAGGGGGCCCUGGACCUGAAAUUAAGAAUAACACUCCCAGAGCAGAAGGUGAUGGCCACGGUGAGACGAGAAUAAGAGGGUUGUAUAUCUCUCAAGGAUGCAGACCCAGCUGAACAACAAGGCUGCGGGGGUCACCAGAAGUUCGCGUUCGCCUAGUUAAGACAAAAAGCUCAAUCAUUCUGUAUUGCUAUUAAAGUAACGUUAAAGUCGGAAUUUAACAACAGGGUAGGCUAAAGUUUGAUAUUCACACCCACUCCAAUUAAACCAGGUCACAAGUUACGCCUACUGAACCAUCACCAUCAUUAAGUCAAUAUGAAAUGUUAUUUCCAUACUUUAAUACUUUCUAUACAACUCGACCCGAAGCAUAUGCAUGAAAAGACAAAAGUAAAACUUAUGAAAAGCCAGGAUAACGGGAUGAAUCACCACCAGGUCGAAUAUAAAUACAUAAUAAAAAACGAUGUUAAACCCAGGGUCGGAGAGAAAGGGAGAUCCCGGCCGUCUUUGUAUCUCCGCAGCGCGGGAUAGGAGUGUGUAUACGCUCGGGGAAACACCUCCACUUGAGUCAAGCACCACGAUGGGAAACGACAGACCUUAGGUUACAUACAGAAUCAUAACUGUGAAAUAGUAAGGGACAAAUGUUAACUUAAAACUUCUUAACCAUUUCUUUGUGCGCCGGGUCGGAGAGAGUGUUGCCCCUCCCUCCAGGUGGUGCAACACGAACAAAGACGCCUAUGAGACGAUUUGUAACGUCUGUGUUUUGGGUUCAUGAAGAAGGCCAGACAAGAGAUAAUAUUGCACCCAGACAGAGAGACGACCUCGAGGCAAUUUGUAACAUCUGAUUGUUUGCUCGUGGGUUUUAUGGAGGGAGUGUGACAACGGAAUAUUCAGUGGGUGAUGCACACAAGGACAUACGGACAUACGGACACACACAUGGACACACCUGCCUACGGACAAAUCCUGACAGCAAAAAUCGAAAGAAGCCCCGCCUUGUGGGCGGGAUCCAGGGGGAUUUUUCGGCAUAAAGGAAAGGAUCCUGAGCAUUGGAAACUAGUGCGACCAGCGGGUCGGCUCACGUGGGGGGUGCGACCAGCGGGUCGGCUCAGGAGCGAGCUCGACCGGGAGGGUCGGCUCAGGAGCGAGUGCGACCAGCGGGUCGGCUCGACUCAUCUUCAGCUCGUCUGGGACUCAGCCGAGUUCGAUCGGCUUACCAAAGCCGGCUCUCGGGGCUCGACUCAAGCGGCUCCCCAUCUCCUCUGCAGGCGGGCAAGACCCGCUUAACAGCUCAACUCGGCCUGCGUGGGUCAACCUCUGCCGAGUCGGAGGUCUCUGCUGCCGCCGGAGUGGUGAGGGUCGCGGUUUGGCGACGAGGCUCCGUGCACACGACGACCCAACACUGCACGCUGCGAGCGAGUUGUGGGCGCCACCUACCGACCGGGUUCCGAACUGCGACAGCGUAUCAACGGGCAUCCGAACCAGUUCACCACGGUGACAGGGGAGCGACAGAUACGUAUGACGCGCACCGCCCCCUCACCACACGACCACCAGGCGUCUGUUUGACAUAAAGAAUCGACUCCGAACACUGACUAUUCAAGACAACUCUUACCACUCAAACACACUCGAACCCAUAAGCCAUCUGUGGCUGGGAAGGCAUCACAACGAGACCGAGUGAUGGCCAUCCGUCGUUUAUAAGAGUAUUCGUAAUUUUUAUCUUUAAUAUUUAGUGGGCUGUACUCUUAAUCGCAUAAAUUCCCAACAGAUCCAUCAAUACGAACUGAUUCUUGGCACCUCCUUCCGCCGAGCCACGCUCACGUGGGGAGUGGUGGCCCACCGGAUCCUUAUCAGGUGAUCUGGUCCCCAAUUAGUAAACUUGGUAUAAGAUAACGAUCUUCGGAAAAGGAGCACCGUCGCAGGCCCUUACUCCGAGCCGUUCUGUUGUCAGAUAACCUGCCGAUGUAUCUGUUGAGAUUGGUGCCUUUAAGAAUAAUAACUGUUUUUGAUUGUGUUUUUUUUAUCGCCGUAUAAUCUUUCAAGUAUCUUUCAGUCAUAAUCGCCGCACGUACUCGCAUCCUCUACAGAAUAUUCAACUGUCCCGUGACCCAAGGUGCUAACAACGUGAUAAGGGUUGCGUAUGAUCAAUAAGGAGUGCGGUACUGCGUGAACAAUAUUGAGUAUAAUCAUUCAUUAACGUUAAGGUUUUCUUAGCAUAGUAUUUGCAUAUUUUAACGACUCUCUCUCUCACUAACAACCAUCGCGUUAUGCGGGAUCCAUGUGCCGUUGUCAAAGUGAAAUCAGACAAUCGUUGAUGAUACUGUAUUGAUGCCGUGUUGACGUUCCGGGAUUGAGAGUUCGCAUACUAUAUCAUAGUUAAGGUUGAAUUAGUAAUAAAUUGAUCAAUACAGAAGUGGUUGUGUGAUUCUUUCCUGAAAUCUAUGCAUAAGAUCUGCUUCUGCGUCGAGAUCUGAACUUGGUGACCUUAAUAAACACACUAAUACAUACUCAGUAAAUGUUAAAGCGAUAACGGGGUGAACCGGGGACCUAAAAUAUAACCACGAAUACACACUCUGGGAAUGUUAAAGCGAGAAUGAGACGAACCUAGACAACGAUGCCGAGUUAAUCUAAGUUAAUCUUGCAUACUUACACCACACCUGCAUAACUGCAUACGAUUAAUUGCCUUAUUCCGAUCGAUAACCCACCCUCGUCACUGAGGCGGGGUCUGGUUAUCAUAACGACUUGCAUUAUCAUAAUUACACCCACUCGCAUAAUUAAUACGAUUACCUCUCGAAUUGGCAUAAUUAAAAUGUGCAUAAUUACAUAAAUUAACAUAUUUCCGGAUAAUUACACAUUUGGCCAAAUUUCAUUUAAUUAUUAUUAUUUUCACUGAAUAUUCAUAACCCACAUAUACAACAUAAUAAUUUCACCCACGCACGCAUACAACAUAACAAAUUUUGAUAACCAACAUAUACAACAUAAUGGGUGGCGUCGUCCGGGAUCUCUCGCAGACAGUUUAUGCAUGAAUUCAGGAACGAAUCACUGUUGUGUUAAUCAAAGUGUUGUGAACUAACGUUGCCUUGUGAUUGUAAACGGGGGUAUACAAACAAAACGCGCUCUGAAGGGAAAUACCAGAGUAGCAGAGUAUAACAAAGACAGCUGGGCUGAGAUUAUUUGCUCGAGUUGAACUGACGCAUCCUGUGAUACAAUUGUUUAUAUGUGCUCUGAAGGGGAAUUCUAGAGUAACUCACGACGCACAUGAGAUGUUAGAAUUAAGAUACACUCUUAAGUCUAUUAACCACACUACAUAAUAGAGAUGGCACAGGAUCCACAACAUUCUGAGUUUGACACACCAACGCAUAACACUGAUACAGAGUGGACCUCUGAGGAGGAGAUGGAAUCUAUGGAAAAACAAUAUCGGGAAUUUGUGUUAAAACGUACUGGACGGACUGCUAGCCAGCAGACGGAGCAGAGAGAUAUAUGGGAGGGGAGCCAUACAGAAGAUGUUAAGGCCCAUAGAAGGAAACUACUUAAGGAUGUGAUGAAAUGUGGCAAAGCCAAACGUGACGUAAAAAUUGCAGAAAUAGCGAGGGUAGACUCGUAUCUCCUCGCACAGACAGACAGAGAAAGAUUAUGGAAUGAGGAAAAAUUUGAAAGGGAGAGACAAGAGAAACUGUCCUUAAUGGUGCAGGUAGAGCGUCUGCACGCCCUCGUGAGAGAGAAAGAAUCCGCACUAAAUGCACCAGUGAAACACCCAGACGUUGAUAUACAGAACACAUACGGGAGUAACAAUUUACCACACUCCGAGCCACGUGGACGUAGCCCAGGGCCAGAUCUCACAACGAGUAUGGCUACUAUGCAAAGCAAUUUUGAUAAAGUAACACCCUCGCAAAUCGAGGAGAGAGAAGAGGAAAUAAUAAUACAAACGGGAAAACAUGAGGCCGACCACCCCAACGUUAGAGAGAGACAAAUAAUUAACCCUAAGUCAUCAGGAUACACUGUAAUGAUAGAGCGGAAAAGGGCGGAGCUGGUGCAAGACGGGAAACAUGACAUAAACAGCACACCAGGCAGACGCACGCUACGCAAGUAUGGCCGACAUGAUGCAGAUGACAAAGACAGCUCACCAGAGAAACGCACCUCGCACAAACACGACCAACACGACACGGGUAACAGGAGCUCACCAGAGAGACGCACAUCACACAAGCAUGAGCCAUGGGAUAAGCAGAAAUCACCGAGCCAAGUUGACCCACGUAACAGGUGCAAAAGGCACUACAAAAGUUAUGUUAAGCAGAGCCACCGUGAUGGUGACGGCUCAUCUGACACUGACUCCUCUGACGAUGACCAAUACGACAUGGGUAACAGAGAGAGCUCACCAGAGGGACGCAUGACAUGUAAAAAUCACCCGUGCAAAACUACCCGCACCACAGAUGACAGAGACAGGAAUCCCGAUAACCAUGAAGCACGAGACAAACAUAAAUGCAACACCUCACCUAGCAGGCACCACACACGUAGUAGGCAGCAUGAAGGUCAAGGACAAAAACACUCACCACAUAGACACCGCUCAAGGAGAUCACGCACACCAACCCACAAGCACGAAUCACAAGACCCACAUAAGGAAAACAAGAGACACAAGCAACGGGACAGAUACGAAUCCUCGGACAGAGGGAGAUCACGACACAGACACGGGACACAUGACAACAGUGAUAGUGGAGACAAGGGUAGCUCAAGGGAGCACUCCUCAGGAACCGACACCACUGAUGACGAACAACACACUUUAAACAGUAAGACACUAAAACUAAUGGACAAAGCACUCGUGAGAAUUCCCUAUUUCGAUCCACAUAACAAGAACAGGGAUAUACACACUCACAUAGCUACAGUAGAACAGGAGGCUAAGAUCCGGGGUCUGGGUAAAUCAGCAGAAAAGGCAUGUUUAUUAUCAAGGAGCCUACAUGAACCCGCCAGACCAUGGGUAGCCUCCCUGCCAAAUAGGGUGAAGAGUGACUUUAAACAACUGAGCCUGACAGUGAUUCGGAAAUUUGGAGAAUAUUCGACACUCACUGAAGGGUUUUAUGCUGUAAAAUCGAUGACCCAGGGCAUGGACCAAGAUCCACGUGACUACCUCGUACAAUUUAAAAGAGCGUAUUACGCAGGCGAUGUGAAUCAAUACCACGAAGGAGAUAAAAUGUUCAAAAUUAUGUUUUUUGAAUCCUUGAGCCCAGAGAUUACAGAAAGGGUGAGAAUGGUUUUGAAUCCAGAAACCGCAUCCUUACGCCGCAUAGAGAGCAAGGCGUACAUGGCAUGGUUAUACAGAGCUAAGAAUCAUAAUUCGGAUCCAGAACACAGGGAGAGGGAUAAAGAACCCAGCCUCUCAGAGAGGAAUAAAAAUCACCGAGCAGUCCCACCAUGCAGGGAGCAGCAAAAACGCACGCACACAUGGCAAAAUAACCCAGAGAGAGGUUGGCACGAGAAUGAGAGCGGCACAAAGCCGAACAUUCAGGAGAAUCGCAGGAGGGAGAGGUUCAGAACAGAACCAUAUCAACACCCCAUGCCACGACACACGCAAGGUUCAAAUUACGCACAGAGAUGGCAAGAUAACCACCUAGCGGGAAGGUGUUACACAGACCGCGGAGGUAUGGAUGCGAACAUUCAGGAGAAUCGCAGGAUGGGAGGUCAAACACAAUCGAUCCAAUUCCGGCCAAUUCCUCCACCGGCUAUACCAGGAGGGAAUAGAGGAAUAACACAGAAUGCGGUCCAAAUACAUGAUAAACAACCCACAGUGAGCGCGAGCGAGCGGCCAACACGCGCCCCACCCGCCGAGGUGUUAAACCCGGAGCUCAAUGUGAAAUACAGGCAGGCUGCAAGUGACAGGGCGGGCAAACACGUGGACAGUGAUACGUAAAUGACGCGCGGAUCGAAUACAAGAACAGGGAUGAUCAUACUAGUCCUGGCUAUUCUAACCUUAACAUACCAUGUGGCCAAAAUGAAUGCCGAACUUAAAAGACUAAUCGCAGGCACAAGCCACCUACCAUUCAAGCCCAGGAACAGGGAUAGAGCCAAGGCCUGAUGAUGCCACCCAAGAAUAACCGUAGAAACUAUCUUUUUAACGAUAUCUCCUAUAACACGUAGUCAAUAGAAUAAUUUUUCCCUCCCUUAUCGUUUUACCUUCCUUUAGAAUUUUUUUCUUUUUCUUUUUUCCUCUCUCUUGUCACAUAUAACCAUGUUAAGUUGUGACACGUACGCGCGCGUUGUAAGGAAUAGCAGCAAAACUUGAGGACAAUCGAUGGUUCAUGAUGGAAGAAGGGUAUACAUUUUUUUUAAAAAUAACCCGUGGCCAUUUAACCACUGGUCAUUUUUAAAAGGGCGGAAUGUUGUAU